Messenger RNA from Babjeviella inositovora NRRL Y-12698, 2439 nucleotides. RefSeq lists its product as uncharacterized. The transcript has 2 exons. The annotation marks the transcript as partial. Gene Ontology annotation, biological process: signal transduction. The record is from RefSeq and is a predicted model, not a curated record. Lineage: Eukaryota; Fungi; Ascomycota; Pichiomycetes; Serinales.
UUUUCCAACUCCUACUGGUCGCCGAACUACCACGAGGGGAUUACUAGCCUCUCACAGCAGUCUGCCGUGUCGCUAAAGCAGCUCCACGACCUCGAGCGCUUGGUCGAGAGCUACGUCAAUUACUAUACAAAAAACUCUGAGUUGCUCAGCAACAUGUCGAUUGAGCUCUAUGGCCAGAGCAGUGGCUUCCGGGCGAAUGCCCAUGCGGAGAUUGGUGCCCCGAGCCUCAUGAGCAUCGGCAAGAAGCUCGCGGCGGCGAUAGCACCGGAGCUGGCGGAACUGACGCGGGUGGAGGAACCUGACACCUCCGAAACGCAGAAGACGACGCUCAAUGGGUUUUACGAAUCUCACAUGGACUUGUUGAGUGAAGAGUCGUUCAGCAUGACGAAUUUGGCCAAUCUGUUGGACAAAUCGGUGUUGUAUGAGUUGAAACGAUUCAUCGGCGAACACGAAGCGACGGUGAGGAGCAUGCUCCUGGAUUUGGCCCUCUCAGCCAAAACCUACGAUGCCUGUUUCAAGCACUUGAUGAAAUACAAGACGGAUUACGACACCAGGAUUGCCAAUACCCCCGAGGAGUCGAUUGAAGAGGAGCCAGUGGCCCCUGCUGCUCCGCAGACCCUCGAUACAGAAUUUACGUUCCCGUUGAAGCUCGGAAACAGUAUCUUCUCCUCUGACGAGCUCCUAGAGCUCUUCCGCCGCCUUUUCACGGAGAUUGCGACGACAAAGCGGAAGAUCCCAUUGCCUGGGUACACCAACCUCUUGUUCUCAAGCGAAGCCUUAACGAAGUGGUUACGGAAGAACCGGUUCCUGACGGAGAACUCACGUGCUGCGAUUGAAAAGUUCGGCCAGGACUUGCUCGAGUUGGAGUUGGCCAAGUCGGCGAACGCCUUUUUCCUGGCCAGGAAGUUCAAGUCUGAUGGAAUGUGGUUGGAAUGGACGGAUUUGGCUGUGUACCUUGGAGAGUACGAUGCUGAUAAGGUUGAGGAGGUGCCUGAUGUCUCAAUCAACCUUGGCGAGUUUUACGGAAAGUUCACGCAAAAGUUGGUCAAGGCAGGUAAACCAGUCCGGCUUGCCAAGCUCGAGGCCCUGUACAACGAGGAGUACCUCCGGUUUGUCGAAUUGAAAGGGAAGCUUGAAAUAGCCAUCACCACUGCCAGUCAACGGCUCCAGGUGUUUGAGUAUGACAAAAUUGGCGUGAUCUACAAAGCGCUUGCCAGCUUGUCCGGCCAUUUGUCCGACCACGCGAUGCAAUCGGCCCAUCAGGUGCAGAAACUAGCGGAGUUCCAGCUCAGUAACGCGGUCAUUACCAAUUUCCGCCGCGAGUUUGACUUAUCGUUGGAUAAAACGGCCACAGGAGUGUACUUUCCCACCAGCUUUCCACCGGAAUUCACGUCAUCGGUCCAGUCCAGCCUCAACUUCCAGAACCUCCACCUCCGAUUCAACUUGUACGCAGACAUCUCACUCCAGCCAACGUUAAGCGAUGUCAGCGGUCUCAAUCCCGGCGAGAUCUCGCCGAUUGUGGAAGACCCGUGCAUGCGGUCCUUGCCGCUAUUUGUGUUUAGUAUUGUGGGCUCUCUCGAUACGAAGGAUGCAAGUGACGCCGAGUUGGAAUAUCUCAGAUCCCAAUGGCUGGCCCCGUUCGACAUCAAGGAUGCGUAUCGCACCAAAUAUGAGGUUCUCAAAGUCAUCCAGGGCUUCCAGCCGAGUCCUGAAAUAACCGUUGAGCCUCCUCUCUCUGCGCUUCAUGCCAAGGUUAUUGACAAGAUUAUCGGUUACUUGAUCGCGCACAAGACGAAGCCCCAGAUUUUGAAUUUUUUCAAACAGUGGUUGCUCGAGCUUAGCGACUCACUCAUCCCGUUCAUGGUCUACGACAUGGUCAAGAAGGCGUAUGAGCAGUCGCUUGUGGACGAGAACCAGAGACAAGAGGAGUUGGGAAAAAUGUUUUCCUCCGUUCCGCGUCACAACUUGAGUUCCUUGGUGUUUUUGCUCAACCACUUGGUGUCCUUGUUUCCGACUCUUGCCCAACAAGAUGAUUUUUACGAGAACGCACCAAUUGCCAAAUUGAAUGGCGUCGCGGAACCCGGUGCCGUGCCGUUUAUUCAUUUGAUUUUCCGUCCGUCUGUGUUGCGUAGCUCUACCGGUUUCAAGCCCGAUCUCCCGUUCUACAAUACGUUGUUGGCAGAUCUCGUGAGUGAGAAUGUCCGUACCAAAUUGGUUCUGUUGCUAGAGUCUCGCGAGGAGCAGUACGCUUCGAAGCGCCACAGUCAGACAGUUUCCUUGGGCCCCCGUAUCACCAAAACCGAAGUCGAGAGCGCCCCUCCGAGACCUCCACCAAAGGCGAACAAUGUGAAUCGUUUGUCGACUGACAAUAUCACAUUGAGACCGUUUCGGGUUACGUCUCCGGCUGCCACGCCUAGCCUGUCCCCCAAAAGCUCACCC